Molecule: messenger RNA, 3996 nt
Organism: Pecten maximus
Lineage: Eukaryota; Metazoa; Mollusca; Bivalvia; Pectinida; Pectinidae
Exons: 16
Coding region: 16-2490 (824 amino acids)
Molecular function (GO): protein binding
Source: RefSeq, a predicted model, not a curated record
CGUGAUGUGUCUGACAUGUUCUUCGACAAGAUCAUUCCAUAUGUAUUCUGGGCUCGAGGAGAUCUUCAUCAAGCAUCAACACUCUUUACCAAACUCAUUGAGGGGGAUAAACGCAGUCGCUUUCGUGCCAUGUGUAUGAUAGAAAUAGCACGCAUGCAUGCCCAGUUAGGGGAACCAGAGGUGGCGUGUCGGUUCUACAGAAUGGCAUCUGAUAUUGCCCUGGAGAAAGGCAAGGCAGCAAAACAUGACAAAGAGGUGUUUGGACAGACACUGAUGUUACUGGCCAGCGUGUAUGACCAAGGUAUGAUGACCAUGAGCAAGGCCAGAACAGCUGCUGAUCAUUGGAAGUAUGUUGUGACUUCGGAAACUUUCAAUCAGGGAGCAGUCAAUAUGGCCGCCAUCUCCAUGUUGUGUUUUCACUCUAGACCAGGCAGUGAUACAGAGCCUUCCAGUUUUGUGGAGGCCAGGAGUAGACUGGACGCGAUGGUCCAGGUUUGCCCUAGCUACCUGUACUAUAUAAGUAUGUUACAAGCUUUGGCGGGGCAGGAAUCUGACGCAGAUAAUACGUACAGGACAUUCAUUCAGAGAGAAACUGAAAAUGGAAACUAUGAUGCACCAGGUCUGAGAAUGAUCUCGAGCGUGUCAUCCAGUUCAGGCAGCCGUAGAAAGCGCCAAAACUUCUGGCAUAAUCUAUCAGCUAUGGUUACAAAAUCUGGAUCACCCCAGCCUCUCCAUGUUCUAUGGAGGUCCCAUCUACAGCCCCUUAGGGUCUGUGAUCCAACCAGUGAGAUUCCACCAACAGAGGCAGACCUUUGCUGUGACAAUCUUGACCUUCGGUUGAAUUCCCAAGGUUAUUUGACUGGAAACAUGAAAUUGUUGCUACCACCAAUGCGGAGUAUAAACUUGGACCCCUACACAGGAAAGCUGUGUUUCCCUCAGACCCCAGGAAGGACUGAACCCUGGACUUCAUUGGACAGAUUCUCUGACAUUCAUGAGGGUCAUAAGGAAUUUGAUAACGCACAUAUACCUUGUCCUCUGGAGGUGUAUCGACACGAAGAUGGCACUACAGUGCAAAUGAUGCUUCUUUCCUCUUUGAAGAGAUCUGGCAGCUCACACCACAGAAAUAAACAAGAAACUGUCACUUUAUUCUGGUCUAAAGGUCAAACUGCUAAGCUUAGUUUGCUGAAGAUAUUUUGGCAGUUGGUAUAUGAAAAAAUGAUCCUAACAAUCAAGAGGAAUGCACUCAAGUGCAAGAAGUCAGAACAAUGGCAGAAAGACUGUCUGAAAGUGUUGAAGCAUUGUCUGGAUACAAAGACAAAGAUAGAAUAUAAUUGGAUUAUUGAUAGAGUGGAGUUGGACCUUCCUGAGGAACGAAAAAAGAAUGCCAAAGCUUUACUGAUGAAAAUUCUGCUGUCAAGAAAGAAUGAUAUUUCACCAGAACUAUAUUGGGACAACAAAAACAUUUCAUAUGGAAAGACACUGGCUUUGAGUUUUUCAUUCUGCGAGGAGACUAUUUCAGUGUUCGUCGACUGUAGCAGUAGAGAGACUUUCCUACAACCAGAGAUCAGGAUCGAUUCCAGAGAUACACGAUUUCCAAAUAUUCCAAACAACAAAAACCACAAACUGGUCGGGGCCGAAAUAUUUUACUACUAUGGGUCACGUGAUUAUCAUAAUGAUAGUCGAUGUGUAAGAAUAUGUGGACAGAAAGGCAAAGUUUUGGAGGAGAUCCAAAUGGAAGGCGAUGGAAUGGGGGAUCGUGUUCCUUACGUCAUUGGCAGUAGCCUGUUGAUCAUCACCAACCGGAGCAGGUUGUGGUGUUGGAAUGACAGUAAAAUCAAGGUCGAUGAAACUCUUCCUGAGCUGCAAAACAUCAUAUCCACAGAGUCUUCUGUUGUCAUGGUGACCCUGAGAGACAGAGAUGCUGUUAGAUUUGUCAAUACUCCAUCCCUUGAGAGUGUACCAGUCAGAGCUAGCUGUGAUAUGAUGGAAAGACUAAAGAUCACAGAGGAUGGCUUCGAGAUCAAAGCUACCAAAGCGAACUUAAAAGUUUUGACCACUCGUGCCAGGACAGAAAAUGGUCACUCCUUCCAAGAGGUCGUCCUUGGGCUGGACGUCAACUUAGUAACCUUGCAUAUACUACAGAAUGAUAAGAGAUCCACAGAGGUUGUUAUCACAGAAGUCUUACCAAUCCCAGGAUUACCAAUAGAACACUGUUUUAUAGGGAAGAGAGGUGGAUACUUGGUAUCAUGGACACAGCAGUACGAAGGGGCUAAGGAGUACAAAGAGAAUUUAUUCUACUUCAGUAAAGACUCGGAACUCCUCUGUGUUCUACCAUGUCUUGGCAAAGGUCCAAGAUCAUUCUUUCCAUUGCAUUUGCCCGGAGAUUCAGACACACAGAAAGACUACCCUGGCUAUGGUUUACCUGGUUGGUAUGUGUACAUGAGGGAUGGACAUGAUGGGAUCAUCGCUGUGAAACUUCCCACUUGUUAGAGGACUGACUCAUAUCUCUCUAGUGUAAAGUAGAUGUUUCACAAAUCAAAGAGAUUCCUGCAAAGUAACCUUGGUCACAUCGUGGAACACAAGAUGAGGAAACAACAUUACACUACAGCCUUACAGUAAAGGUAUAUUAUAUUGAGUUAGAUACAGCAGAGCCAAAAUGAAUUGGAUUGCACCAUACUGCUGUUUUGUCCAUCUGGGACUUGUCAGUGAUGCUAAGAUCCAUUAUCAAAUAAAUAUCAUAAUUUUUCAUAUUGGAUUUUAAAAGAAUAUGAAGCAAUCUGAUUAAAAUCAGAUGUUGCUUUGCUACGUUUACUACGUACUACGCCUGAACAUCUGAACAUGUCCGGUCAGCCUUUCGAUUAGCCAAUCGCAUUGCCACUGGCAAAAUCUGUCCAGCACUUAGAUAUUCCUUGUGAGAGUAUGAAUAGUCAUGAUAAGAUCCAAGAGUAAUCGAACAGAGCUCAGCCAUGCAAAACAAUAUGGUGGUGACAGCGACGCACAGGAAAUCGCACGGAUCUGAAAUCUCAAAAGAUUGUACAAAAGACAUACAAGAUAUUAGAUCUAUUAAAAACAACUUGAAAGUUUUAGCCAAAUUGAAUUAAAGUACAUAAAUGUUGAACCAGAACCAGGAAAGAGAUAUUUGUUGAGGCUGGGCCAGGUUUUUUUAAGUGAUAAUCAAGCCAUAGGCUUUACAUGUAUGUUAUUUCAAUAGAUUGAUAAUAUCUUGUAUUGUAUUCUUGAAUUAUUAUGUUUUUGCUACAUAACACAUUCUUGAUAUGUGAAUUCCUUAAAAAUUGUAACUUAUGCUUAAGUUAUAUUGUUGCUAUACAUAUAGCUUAAUUUAUGUUGGAAUAAAAAUUAUUUAGAACUGUACAUUAUAUAUACAAUGAUGGAGUGAAAGAAGAACAAACAAUGUAAAAGGCAGAAGUGAUAAUUACAUGUGCAAUACAGAGAGAAUCUGCGAGCUUCUACUAUAAUCCCCACAUGGUCCUAAAGGUGGUCAUCUAUGGCCUAACAUGGGAUUAUAAGUUGUUUGUUGCCAAAAGCGGGUCUAAAUGUUGUUGGGAAUUGUCUAGAGCAAGCCUAUAUGUUAACUUGAAAAUGUAUUUAGGCUAUUAUUUUAGCUAAGAACUAGCCUGCAGGUUGUUGGUCAUUGCCUAGAACUGACCUAUAUCUUAUUGGUCAUUGCCUAGAACUGGCUGAUAUGUUGUUGGUCAGUGCCUAGUGCUGGCCUAGAUGUUGUUGGUCAGUGCCUAGUGCUGGCCUACUGUAUAUAUGUUAUUGUUCAGUGCCUAGAGCUGGCCUAUAUGUUAUUGUUCAGUGCCUAGCGCUGGCCUACAAUUUGUUAGUCAGUGCCUAGCACUGGCCUACAUGUUGUUGGUCAUUGCCUAGAGCUGGUCUAUAUGUUGUUGUUCAGUGCCUAGAGCUGGCCUAUAUGUUGUCAAUCUAAUUAAAAUCUAGAUGGUCAUUCUCACUACGUUGCAUGAACAUCUAACA